Molecule: messenger RNA, 2142 nt
Organism: Spirodela intermedia
Lineage: Eukaryota; Viridiplantae; Streptophyta; Magnoliopsida; Alismatales; Araceae
Source: the annotation of a GenBank genome assembly
AUGUACAGCAAAUGUUGUUGUUUCUGCGAUGCCCGGCUACUGUUCGACGAAAUGCCCGAGAGGGACGUGGUCUCCUUUUCCACGCUGAUAUCCUCCAGCUCUCGAUCUGGGGAGCCCGGACUGUCCUUGUACCUUGCAAAGGAGCUGCAGAGAGCAGGCUUGGAGCCCAAUGAGUUCGUCUUCUCAGGUGUAAUUUCUUCUUGCUCAAAGCUCCGUUGGAUCUUCUGCGGCAAGCAGGUGCACGCCCAAGCCGUCGUCUCUGAUCUUGCGUCGAACCCAUUUGUUAAGGCAUCUCUGGUCGACAUGUACUCGAAGUUCGGGGAUCUUCAUUCGGCAGUCUCCUCUUUUCGGCUUGGCCCAGCUGGGGAUCCUGCCGUCGUUAACUCUAUGGUCUCUGGGCUGGUUGGCUCGGGUCUAUAUUACGAAGCUCUUCGACUGCUGAGAGAGACAUGGAACAGCUCUGAUUCCUGGUUCACAAAUUACACCUUCGUCAGUGCAAUCAAAGCCUGCGGAGAUCUGCCCCAAGGCAUUGGAAAACAUCUGCACGGUCUCCUUGUGAAGUGUGGGUGUGACUCAAACUGCUUUGUGGGUGCAUCUCUCGUUGAUAUGUAUGGCAGAUUUGGGGACGCGGAUGGCAUGGAAAGGGCCUUCCACUGUGUUACUUGCCCUGAUCUUGCUCUUCAGAACGCAAUAAUCGUCGGUUCCACACAAAAUGGGUUUUACGACAUCGCACUGGAAUACUUCGAGGAGCUGAAGUUGGAGGGAUUUGCCCCGGACGAGUGCACUCUUUCAAGCGUUCUCAAGGCCUGCGGUGGCCUGAGACUGAUAACUCUUGGAAGGAUUGUUCAUGGGUUCCUUGAGAUCUCCGACCUCCGACAUAACUUGGUGGUGGAUACUGCUUUGAUUGACAUGUACCUGAAAUGUGGGAAGGUUGAGGAAGGUCGCUCCGUAUUUGAUCGGAUGCAGAAGAGGAGCGCCAUAACAUACAACACCAUGAUAUCAGGACUGGGGCAAAACCAGAGGUUUGAGGAGGCAGCAACCCUCUUCAUCCACAUGAACAGAGAGGGGCUGGCCGUGGACCUCGCAACCUUCGUCGCUGCAAUUGGCUCGUCCCCGGGGCUCGGAUGGGUUCUAUAUGUCUGCGCCAUCAAGUGUGGGCUCGGAUGGAACCCCAUGGUUGAGAAUGUGCUCUUAGAUAGCAUUCUCAAAGAUGGAGAAAUAAAAGAGGCCCUGGAUUUCUUUCACCAGAUGGAGGACCCAAAUGUUGUCUCCUGGACUACAGCCAUAUCUGGGCUCACUCAAUCUGGUUUCUACACGGAAGCACUGGAGCUUUUUAGAAAGAUGAGGUCGACAGAGACAAGCCCCAAUGUUUUUACUUUCUCAAGCGCCUUGAAGGCCUGUGGGAGACUGGCCGAUCUUGAACAGGGGAGAAGCAUCCAUGCAUGUCUCCUAAAGCAUGGUCCCGUUGGCGAUGAAUACACCACCAGUUCUAUCGUGGACAUGUAUGCGAGCUGUGGAGCUCUAGAGGAGAGCCACAGAGUCUUCCAUGGGCUUCCCAAAGGAGAUGUGGUAACAUGGAAUACCAUGAUCGGCAGCUACGCCAGCCAUGGAUAUGGCCGGAAGGCCUUGGAGCUGUACGAGAAGAUGGUGGAGGAAGAAGUGAAGCCCAGCCAUGUGACUUUCAUCUCUCUUCUAUCGGCGUGCAGUCGCUGUGGGCUGGUAGACGAGGGAGUUCGUCUGUUUGAGCGGAUGACUCCCGACCACGGAGUCAACCCUCGCAUGGAGCAUUACGCAUGCAUGGUUGACCUUUUCGGGAGGGCCGGCAUGCUGGAGAAGGCCAGAAGCUUGAUCGAGAGCAUGCCAUUUGAGCCCGAUUCCUCGAUCUGGACCGUCCUCCUUGCUUCCUGCAGAGUCCAUGGCAAUGUGGAACUAGCAGCGCAGGCCAGAGACCAUCUCUUGGCGAUGGGGGGGGAAGAUAGCCUCACCCAUGUCCUCAUGUAUAAUGUGUACUCUGAGGUGGGCAACUGGGUGGACGCAGAGAAAUCAAGGAUGAGAGUCGCUAGUGCGGGUGCGAGGAAAGAACCGGGCAUCAGCUGGGUGCAUACCAGAGAUAAUCAUUUGCAGAAUAUGAUAAUAACCUAA